Molecule: messenger RNA, 393 nt
Organism: Acanthamoeba castellanii str. Neff
Lineage: Eukaryota; Discosea; Longamoebia; Acanthamoebidae
Product: glutathione Stransferase
Exons: 1
Coding region: 1-393 (130 amino acids)
Source: RefSeq, a predicted model, not a curated record
AUGAAGCUGCUGCUUCCCAAGGUCCCUGCCUUCCUGGACGACCGCGGCGCCGAGUACUUCCGGCAGACGCGCAAGGAGUGGUUCGGCAAGCCGCUCGAGGAGCUGUGCGAUGACCCCGAAGGCGACUGGAAGCGGGUCGGCCAGGAGAUCGCGAUCUUGUCGGACAUGCUCAGCGGCCGCUGGUCCGCGCCUCAGGGCGUGGUGAUUGAGCGCGCUGGGCCGUUCUUCUUGGGCGAUGUACCGUCCUACGCAGACUUCGUCCUGGUCUCCUUCUUCCAGUGGUUCAAGUGCGCCGAUGAACGGUACUUGGAGCGGGUGCUGGCCUUUGGCAAGGAGGACUGCUUCACCAAACUGUGGAACGCCUGUGAGAAGUGGGUGCAUGUUGAACACUAG